Molecule: messenger RNA, 2440 nt
Organism: Diachasmimorpha longicaudata
Lineage: Eukaryota; Metazoa; Arthropoda; Insecta; Hymenoptera; Braconidae
Product: neprilysin-2-like
Exons: 9
Coding region: 205-2310 (701 amino acids)
Biological process (GO): protein processing
Cellular component (GO): plasma membrane
Molecular function (GO): metalloendopeptidase activity
Source: RefSeq, a predicted model, not a curated record
GAUGACGAUAGCCAGGCUAUCUCUUGGCGUGAUACGGAGGUCUGCGAGCGUGUGCCGGAGAUCGAAGUGCCAUUCCUUCAAGAUCGAUUUCCCUCGCUGAGGAAAACGAAAAAGGUUGUUGUGGACAAAUUCCAACAAUAUCGCAAUUCAACAUGGUGGGGACGCAAAAGCCUCCUGGUGCGUGGGCUUUUACUUUUGUUGCUGAUGGCAAUUCUUCUUUGUAUUGCCCUAGUAAUUGCCAUGUAUAUCCUGCCAGCGAUCCUCACGAUGAAUGAUAAGAAUAAUACGACGAUCAAUGAUUUCUGCAGCACUCCAAUUUGUCAUCGUGCUGCCUCCGAGAUUCUGAAAAAAAUGGAUUCUGAUGUUCGGCCCUGCGACAACUUCUACAGAUUUGCCUGUGGUGGAUUUUUGACAAAUACCUCAACCCCAGAUGCGAAAGGGGAAGUUGAUACGUUAUCUAUCAUCCGCGAUAAAAUCCUGGAAGAAUUGCGAUUUAAUAUCGAGGAGCCAAGUACUCCCAUGGAACUUAAGUCACUAAAACUGGCCAAGAAUUUGUAUAGAUCAUGCAUGAACAUGACUGCAAUUCAAGCCCAGAGUUCCAAAAAACUUCUCGAUGACCUAACAGAACUCGGAGGAUGGCCGGUGCUGGAGGGAGACCAGUGGGAUGAGACCCCUUUCGACUGGAUUGAAUCAACGUACAAAGUGCGGGAACGAGGUUAUCCGUUCGACUACUUUCUCCGCGUUACCAUCGAGCCAGAUUGGAAGAACAACGUUAAAUAUGUAAUCUAUUUGGAUAAAGCCGCCCUGAAGGUCCCCCUGGAAGCCCUAUCCUUCGAUAAACCCAAUUACAUGGUGGAUAUUGCUGUAAUGCUUGGAGCUAAACGAGACCUAGCCAUAGUUGAGAUGCGCAGGCUCUUGGAUUUCGAAGCUGAAAUCUACAGUUUGGUACAGCUAAACGAGGCAGAUCGUUAUUCUCAAUUCUCAUACGCCCCUACGACCAUCUCCGACCUCGUCGACUUGUACCCAAGCAUUCCCUGGAAGGAGUACUUUAGCCGCCUGCUUCCCCCCUCAGUGCGAGUCGGAAAUUGCGAGGUCAUCAUCCGGAAGGGGGCUUCGUAUAUCAAAAGCUUGGAGGAAUUAAUGGAGCGAACACCUAAAAGAGUUCAAGCCAAUUACGUAAUGUGGCGAGUGGUGGAAUCCUCAUUAGCUUAUAUGAAUGACCAAAUGAAAGAGCGGGAGCUUCAAUGGUGGACGGGAAAAACGGAGAGAGAACCGAGAUGGAAGGAAUGCAUGAAAGUGGUCUCACAGAAACUCCCACUGAGUCUAGGAGCCGUUUAUGUUAGAAACUACUUCGACGAGAGAGUCAAGAGGAAUGCCACUGAGAUGGUGGAUGACAUCAGCAGACAGUUCCAUCGGUUCCUUGGGAGGCUCGACUGGAUGGACGAGAUAACCAGAUAUAGGGCCCGCCAAAAAGGCGCCUCCAUGACUAGUCACAUCGCCUAUCCUGAUGAGCUGCUUUAUAGCAGUAAAUUGGAAGAGUAUUAUAGGAAUUUGGAAUUGAGCGAUCAGGAUUACCUACAGGGAAUCCUUAAUAUUUCUCUGUUUGAUGCGCAGAAUUCGUUGGGUAAAUUGGGGAAACCUUUCGAUAAAAACGAUUGGACUACAUAUGGCAAUGUGGCGCGAGUGAAUAUCACUUAUCAUCCGACUCUGAAUCUUAUUGAUGUUACGGCUGGUAGUCUUCAGGAUAUGUUCAUUGGCGAUGGCCUCCCGAGGUACUUGAGCUACGGUGCCAUUGGGAGUACAAUCGGUCACGAAAUCGCUCAUGGAUUUGACGUUAAUGGGCGAUGGUUUGAUGGAGAGGGAAAUCGAGCUGAUUGGUGGAGACCAUCUACCAUGGAAAGCUUUUUGGGAAAAUCUCAAUGCGUUGUCGAUCAGUAUGACAAUUACUUCGUCAACGAAGUUGAAUUAAACUUGAAUGGGACGGAUACUCAAAUAGAAAAUAUCGCAGACAACGGCGGCUUCAAUGCGGCGUAUUUGGCUUACGACGACUGGUCAGCGCGCAAUGGCGAUGAGAAAAUGCUCCCGGGACUCCCUUAUACCCCGCGACAAAUGUUCUGGAUCAGUGCAGCCAACACUUUAUGCACAAUCCAGAGCCCGAGGAGACUCGAGCUUCAAAUUACCGAGGGCGGACGGAGUCCCGCUGAAUUUCGUAUCUUAGGAACACUGUCCAACAUUCCAGCGUUCGCUGAGGAUUUCAAAUGUCCCUUGGGUUCCGGAAUGAAUCCCGAGAAGAAAUGCACAAUCUGGUGAUUUUUCAGUUAAUAUUAUUGCAGUACACAAUUCAUUCUCUCGUUACGAUUGCGCGCUUUCAUCAAUAUAAAAUAAAUCAUCAAGUUAUUUAUUUAUUUAUUUAUUUAUUUAUUUAUUUCUAAACUUGAAA